AUAAUAAUGAAUCAUUUCAUAAAUAAUGGGCUUAGUGGCUUAUCAGGGCAGGGUGGCCGGUGCUGCGCUCUUAUCUCUGCCGGCCACAUUGGCGGAAGGUUCCGCUCUCCAUACUAAACAGCUCGCUGGAUGGACGUGAUGUGGGAUUAUAUACAAUCCACCCCAAACUCCAGGCUGCACUUAUUAUCGGGACAUGAAUGGCCCUUCACAAAAUGGCUCCACACACUCGCUAGCAAGAAAAUACCGACGGUAACUCUGACGACACGCCCCUCCACUCCUCAUUUUUAGACCACUUUGGAUGUUCUCCAUCACUGCGGUUUGCUUCUCCCCUCAUUCCUUUUUAUGUCAUUUCGUGUUCUGAGUUGCCUCCGAGAUGAUGGAAAAACUGAACGCCGACGUCUGCAAAACGAGCCCGAAGGACGUCAGGUCUCCGUGUCACGAAUCGCAGAAAGGUGCCGAGGCGUGUGAGACACAGGAAAGCACGACAGAGGCCGACGGGGCACCAGGGGAGGGGUCCCCGGGGGACCACCACCACAACGGGACGGCCCUAAUUAAUGGGGUAACCAAGGAGACGGCGUACAAUGCAGCCGAGCACAGAAAGGAAAUGCCACUGAUCGAGCUGGCGAGGAGAGGGGGCACCGCGGAUAUAAAAGGCAGGGAGCUGCCAGGAGACGGCAGCCAGAAGGUGCAGACCACCGAGCUGUGCAGACCACCCGUCCCUCUGCCGUUACCUGUGCGGGAGCCAGUCAGCGAUACUCGAAUGGUGCAGCUGAGCCCACCCGCCUUCCCGCUCCCCGCCCGAGCCAUGCUCUACAGCAACGUCGCCAACGCCCUCAACAGUGGUUUCGGAGCUGAUCAAGACCAGUACACCUUAUUUCUCAAUAAUAGGGUGAAGCGAAGACCAGCGCCAUACGAGAUGGAGAUAACUGAUGAUGAGCCUUGUCGCUACUCCACUCCCGACUCCGACUCACCCGGCAGAGGAGGACAGACUUCUUAUAAAACUGGACCCGGGGGUACUUCUGGGUCUCAGCCAAAGGUCAUUCGUCGCAUCUUCACCAACAGCAGGGAGCGAUGGCGGCAGCAGAACGUGAACGGGGCCUUCGCCGAACUGCGCAAGCUCAUCCCCACUCACCCACCCGACAAGAAGCUGAGCAAGAACGAGAUCCUGCGCUUGGCCAUGAAGUACAUCAACUUCCUCGCCAAGCUCCUGAGUGACCAGGAAGACGUGGAGGACGACAGGGGGACGCGGACCCACGAGGCCCGCGAGGCCGGGAUUGACCGCGAGGAUCUGCUGCCGGAGAUGUUGUCUCCCAACUCCAGCUGCGGGAGCCUGCUGGAUGGCGAUGGAAGCCCAGAGAGUUUUACCGAGGACCAGGAUUCGGUGGAAUCCCGGCCAUCGACUCGGAACCUGCACCACGCCCUCCUGCCACUAGAGGGCAACGAGCAGCGAUGAUGAGUCGCGAGCGGCGACGGUGUGUGGACAGCAGCAGCUGAGGCGGUGAAUUGUUGUGCUUGAAAGGCAUGAAGGUUCGACUUUUUUAACUUUAUAAACUAGAUAAUAAUAGAGCUCCUCAACCUUUGACCUCCUGCCGAUAGGAUGGGACACGGAGGCAUGUGGCUGCAUCCCAUUAUCAUUGCUUCCAUGCUCUCGACUAAUGCCACCUCCAUGAUGUUUCCAUUGGACGUGGACUUUAAUCUCAAAACGUUUUGGUACUCAACACCGGGCAGGUGCAGCUGACUGGCAUGAAAGGCCCGAUCACCCAGAACUGGCAGCUCUCUCACUUAGCGUGAAGUCAGAGAUACUCGAUGGUACCUACAGCCAUGCUUUGGUUGGCUAAGAAUCGAAUAAUACGAAAGAGGAACCAGGAUCAGACAUCUUCUCCACCCCACAGCCAAGGCUGCCAGCCAGUAGGUAGCAGAUGCCCGCACCUCGUCACCCUAACAAAGUGCACUGUGGGUAGAACCCUUGGCUCAUGAAUGGCUAACCUUCACCAUACUCGUCCUGUUUUCAAAAGUCAAAAAGAAUUCCAAGAGCAGUCCGAGCAGAAGCCAUCACCACAAAUCAUUGUUAUGUUUCCCAAAUUUUCAUUGAAGAGAGAAAAUGAAUUAGAUUGAGACUCGCCGAACGAAAGACAGAUCCCUGUUCGAGGAAAAGGGAAAUAAAAUCCAAGGAGAAAAACUCUCCCUUCGUUUUGUUUGGGAUCUUGGACUUGGACCGCGGAGUCCAGGCUGACCGAUCAAGUGAAUGACAGGAAUGGAGACGGCCGCCCGUCACUCCGAGAUCAACGAGACCCAAGCAUUGCAUGAACUGUCACUCCAGCAAAGUGAGGAUGCCAGCGGUGGGCUCUGCCGUGGGGUCUCGGGAAGUGGGAUGAGCUAAAGAAGCAGGUGAGAAGUCGCCCGGCUGAUUGAAGCCUUCUCUUCGUUCCUGUUGUGAAAUAAGGAUUCCGAUUUCAGAGGUCAGGAGAACCCACUGGGGGAUGACAAAUGGAGACCACCCUCAGAAAGAAGCCGACCCACCUGCACCGAUCUGGUCAAGGAUUUUUCGUAACUAAAAAGGAAGUGGGUACAAACUACCAGCAUGCUGGACUCUUUUGGUACAAGUGUGUUAAGAAACGCGUUAGGCGUUCUUGUGUGGAAAAACCGACUUUAAGGGGCUUCGGUUCCUGAACGGAUGGGGUCCUGGGGCCGGGCAGGUCCCUCCAAGUGCGUCGACACAGCGGACCCCAGCGUCUCGUCCCGUUUGUUUCCAGGCGCCAUUUUGUUCAGCCAUCCAUUUUCAGAAGUCCAGAUGGGGGGACGAGAACGGGAUGGAGGGAGCGGAUCGGAGACGCUGGGAAGUGCCGUUGGGGUUUUUAAUAAAAGUCGAAAUGCAAACUUUGUUAAAAAAAAACAAAAAAAACAAAAA
This is a messenger RNA of Polypterus senegalus (gray bichir), 2908 nucleotides long. It is a transcript of the gene tal1, whose product is annotated as T-cell acute lymphocytic leukemia 1. Lineage: Eukaryota; Metazoa; Chordata; Cladistia; Polypteriformes; Polypteridae. Gene Ontology annotation, molecular function: RNA polymerase II cis-regulatory region sequence-specific DNA binding; protein dimerization activity; DNA-binding transcription factor activity, RNA polymerase II-specific. Gene Ontology annotation, biological process: regulation of transcription by RNA polymerase II. The transcript has 5 exons. The record is from RefSeq and is a predicted model, not a curated record. The coding region runs from base 374 to 1453 and encodes 359 amino acids.